AUGGCCUCAUCGAUAAGGAUGGUUUUCUCUCGUCAUGGCGAGGCAACGAAUGCUGCAAAUGGCACGGUGGUGAGUGUAGCAACACCACUGGCCAUGUUAUCACCCUCCAGAUUUAUGGUGAAUUGCAAGGUGAUGAGUUGUGGAUUUUCUGGGAGCAUUCCUCCUCAAUUAGGGAACCUUACCAACCUACGCACACUUGACCUCAGUUGGAAUGAUUUCGGAGGCAUUCCUUUCCCAGAAUUCAUUGGCUCCAUGAAACAAUUACAACACUUGUCUCUUAGCGGUUGUAACUUUUCUGGAAGCAUUCCUCCCCAGUUAGGGAACCUUACCAACCUACGCUCACUUGACCUCAGUGGGAAUUAUUUUGGAAGCAUUCCUCCUCAAUUAGGGAACCUUACCAACCUACGCACACUUGACCUCAGGGUGAAUGAUUUUGGAGGCAUUCCAAUCCCAGAAUUCAUUGGCUCCAUGAAACAAUUACAACACUUGUCUCUUAGAGGUUGUAACUUUUUUGGAAGCAUUCCUCCCCAGUUAGGGAACCUUACCAACCUACGCACACUUGACCUCAGUUGGAAUGAUUUCGGAGGCAUUCCCAUCCCGGAAUUCAUUGGCUCCAUGAAACAAUUACAAGACUUGUCUCUUAGCGUUUGUAACUUUUCUGGAAGCAUUCCUCCUCAGUUUGGGAACCUUACAAACCUACGCACACUCGAUCUCUCGCAAAAUUCUUUGAGUUCCAUAUCUCCUUUCAUGUUUGGUUCCGUAUUUGGAUCACUCGAAACAUUGCACUUGUCUGAUAUAUUCACUGGUUUAAUGCCAAGCCUGAGAGUGUUUCCUUCAUUGAUAGAACUAGACCUUUCAGAAAAUAACUUUACAGGCUCUGUUCCUCUAAGUAUUGGCCAACUCUCCAAGCUUCAACUUCUAGAUCUUUCUCAUAAUUCUUUGGAAGGUAUAGUUCCUCCAAGUAUUGGCCAACUCUCCGAGCUUCAGUUUCUAGAUCUUUCUUAUAAUUCGUUGAAAGGUUUAAUCUCUGAAUCCCAUUUCAUAAAGCUUAACAAGUUAUAUAGACUUGAUUUAUCCUUCAAUCCGCUAUUUAUGUUGGAUAACGCCCCUGAUUGGAGUCCUCCUUUUCAGUUGAAUUAUAUAAAUUUAGCCAGGUGCAAUGUGGGCCAAUUUCCAAAAUGGAUUCACACUCAGAUGAAUUUGUUUCACCUUGAUCUCAGUCGUGCCAAUAUAACAGAUGAAGCCCCAAUAUGGUUGUGGAAUAUGUCUUCUUCAUUACAUUACUUAUAUCUUUACGAGAAUCAAAUAAGUGGUACAGUUCCAAUUAUCUCAUCCAUGUCCAUUUGGUGUAUGGAUCUUAGUUACAAUCAAUUCUCGGGUCGUAUACCACCAUUUCCUGUCAAUGCUUCUGUUGUUUUAUUGAGUGGAAAUAUGUUCUCUGGUUCAAUUUCAUCUAUUUGCAAAACUCACCAAAAGAACCUUAACUAUCUUGACCUCUCCAGUAAUCAGUUGGAAGGGGAGGUUCCCAACUGCUGGGAGAAUAUGCCCAACUUGGAGAUCCUUAAUUUGCCUAACAAUAACUUUUCGGGUGAAAUUCCUUUCUCUUUGGGCGGUUUACCAGAUCUUAGUACACUACGAAUGCAUGGUAAUAAUUUAUGUGGUGAAUUGCCUAAUAGUUUGAGACUUUCCCAAAGAUUGAGAUUCAUUGAUGUUGAAGGAAACAAGUUGACAGGAGAGAUCCCAUUUUGGAUUGGCCAGCUGUAUGAAUUGUUCUUUCUAAACCUCCGUGGAAAUAAAUUGCACGGAAGUAUUCCUUCCGAGAUAUGCAAUCUUACUAAUAUUCAAGUUCUGGAUUUGUCUAUAAACAAUCUAUCUUGGAUAAUACCUGAUUGCUUCAACAAUUUUACUGACUUUUCGAGGGAGGAAGAUGCCCGUCAAUCUGAAUAUCCUUUAGGUCCAAUAAUAUUUGUUGGCUUUCAGCCCAUAUAUCUUGCACCUCAUAUUGAGCGCUUUGGAUAUUCAUCAUUACAUUGGAAAGGUAAGGAACGUGAGUAUUGGGAAAAUAUCUUGUUUCUCAAACUCAUUGAUUUUUCGAGCAAUAGAUUGACCGGAAACAUUCCCAAAUCAUUUUCCACUAUGAGAGGAUUGAUAUCCUUGAAUUUGUCAAGAAAUAGUUUGACCGGACAUAUAAUUCCAGAUAUUGGUAAUAUGCAUAUGCUAGAUUCUCUUGAUCUAUCUCAUAACCAACUCUUAGGAAAGAUACCUACAAGUUUGGCAGAAAUACACACUCUUGGUUUUCUUGAUCUGUCGAACAACAAUUUGUCUGGAAAAAUCCCAACGGGUAUUCAACUGCAGGGCUUCAAUGCAUCGUUUUAUGCUGAUAAUGACGGACUAUGUGGCAACCCUCUGCCAAUUUGCCCCGAAGAUUCCUUGAGGCCAUCUACCACUAAUUCAAGGGAAAACAUGAAUGAGAAAGACAACAUCUUCUCAUUUAAGCAAGAAGUUGGCAUAUCAAUGGGCUUUGGUUUUAUCUUUGGAUUUUGGGGAGUUAUUGGUUCAUUCAUACUGAAGAAAUCAUGGCGAAUUGCAUUCUUCAACUUUUUCGAUGCUGCUGGAGAUUGGUUCUACGUCACGAUUGCUGUGUUUGUAUCCAAAUGGAGACGAAGCUGA
This is a messenger RNA of Salvia hispanica, 2670 nucleotides long. The record is from RefSeq and is a predicted model, not a curated record. NCBI's taxonomy places the organism in Eukaryota, Viridiplantae, Streptophyta, Magnoliopsida, Lamiales, Lamiaceae.